Microtus ochrogaster (prairie vole) is the source of this 3444-nucleotide messenger RNA. Lineage: Eukaryota; Metazoa; Chordata; Mammalia; Rodentia; Cricetidae. The record is from RefSeq and is a predicted model, not a curated record.
GGAGACCCGGCUAGACCUGGGGACGUGGAAUGGUUCCUGUAUCUCCCCGAGGGUUCCCACUUGGCCUUCAGUAGGGGUCAGGACGCAGGGACUUGUACCAAAGGGGAGAAAAGCCGGGCUCAACCUGAGGCCCCUAGGACCUCCUUCUCCCAAUGUCGGAGGUAGGAGGCCUCAUACCUCCCGCGCGCUGGAGUCAGAAAGUAGCCUACUACAGUCUAGCUUGGAGGAGGGUCCAGGGAGGGAUGGGUGCUGACCCUUAGAUGCCUGGAGGUCUGAUCCCGUAGCACUUUCAGACCUCUGGCCUGUGUUCCAUUGCCUUAGCUAGUGUCGGAGUGCUCCUUUGAACCAGAGGGCCAGUUUCUAAGUCUGGUCCUAAUGGUCACACAUUAGUGUGACCUCCAGGAAGAGAUUUCGCCUCUCAGAUUCUCACUCUUCCCCGCUGUAAGACAGAAGUACCUAGGGCUAAGUAAGGGUUGUGAAUUAUGAGGCCAAACUGACUAGUUCCAAUCUCAGCUCUGUUGAACUAAUUGUGACUUUGGACAGCCACUUAAUUCAUUUUCCUCGUGUGUAAGAUGAGAAUGGUAAUUAUUUCCUGACUUUUUUCAAGAUUAAAUGAAAUGUCUUUCAUAUAUAUAUGACACAUAGCCUUCAAUAUGUGUCAAUAAACAGAAAUCGUCUUGUUUUCUACCCGGAUUCUUACAUCUACAAUUGUGAAGGCAGGAGAAAUGGACAUUUGGAUUUCCAAGUCUUUGCACUAUGCAGUUUGCUUUACGUCUCUUGCCUAGACAGGCAGAUAUAUUGGAAAGGGAUGCAUCUCCAACAAAAAAAAAAAAAAAGUGACCAAACAGACUCCUUGUAACCCAGUUACCCCCUUUCAUAGUCGUGAUCACCAUGAAGGUUUUCUACGUUUUUCACUGUUUCUCAACCUGUUUUAGCCCUUAGUUCUCACUCAUAUAGCCACUCAUAUAAAUGUAACCUGAUAUGUGCCAGAUUCUUUGCUAGCCAUGAAGAUACAAGACACCCUACAAAGCUCAGUGUAGAAGGUCUGGGGUAGGACCGGGAUUCUGCAUUCCUAACGAGCUCCCAAGUGAUGUUGAUGAAGCCAACUAGCAAACAGCACUUUGAGUAGCAAGAUGUAGAGAUUUUAUAAACUAGCGGAGAGUGGGUGGCUGCAGGCAAAAGGCAAAGUCCGGGUUAACUGCCUGAAAACUUGAGGUGGUCUCCGCCCCUUUGCUUGCUGAGGUUCCCUCCCAAGAAUCUGCCACGUGACGGAUUCUAGGAGGCAGCCCUCCUAGAGCAGAAGAAACCUUUAAGUGCCGUGGCUGCGAAGAUGCCGCCUUCCCUGCCUUCCCUGCCUUCCCUGCUGCUGCGGCUUGUGAUGCUGCUACUGCUGCUACUGUCCCAGACAGAGGCUCGCUCCUUCGUAGUGGAUCGGCAACAUGACAGAUUCCUCCUGGACGGAGUCCCGUUCCGCUAUGUUUCUGGCAGCCUGCAUUACUUUCGCGUACCGCGGGUACUUUGGGCCGACCGGCUUCUCAAGAUGCGUUUGAGCGGCCUCAACGCUGUACAGUUUUACGUGCCCUGGAACUACCAUGAGCCGGAGCCUGGGGUCUAUAACUUUAACGGCAGCCGGGACCUCGUUGCCUUUUUGAAUGAGGCAGCUAGAGCGAACCUGUUGGUCAUUCUGAGACCAGGACCUUACAUCUGUGCAGAGUGGGAGAUGGGAGGUCUCCCAUCUUGGUUGCUUCGAAAACCUAAUAUUCGUCUGAGAACCUCUGAUCCAGCUUUCCUUGCUGCUGUGGACUCCUGGUUCAACGUCUUGCUACCCAAGAUAUAUCCAUUUCUCUACCACAACGGGGGCAACAUCAUUAGCGUUCAGGUGGAGAAUGAAUAUGGUAGCUACAGGGCCUGUGACUUCAAGUAUAUGAGACACUUGGCUGGCCUCUUCCGGGCAUUACUAGGAGACAAGAUCUUGCUCUUCACCACAGAUGGGCCUCAAGGACUCAAAUGUGGUUCCCUCCAGGGACUCUAUACCACUAUAGAUUUUGGCCCAGCUGACAACAUUACCAAAAUAUUUUCCUUGCUUCGGAAUUAUGAACCCCAUGGGCCAUUGGUGAACUCUGAGUACUAUACAGGCUGGCUGGAUUACUGGGGCCAAAACCACUCCACCCGGUCCAGCCUGGAUAUAGCCCAAGGACUGGAAAAGAUCCUCCAGUUGGGAGCCAGUGUGAACAUGUACAUGUUCCAUGGAGGUACUAACUUUGGAUACUGGAAUGGUGCUGACAAGAAGGGGCGCUUCCUUCCAAUUACUACCAGCUACGACUACGAUGCACCCAUAUCUGAAGCAGGGGACCUCACACCUAAGUUUUUUGCACUUCGAAAUGUCAUCAGCAAGUUCCAGGAAAUUCCUUUGGGACCUUUACCUCCCCCCAGCCCCAAGAUAAAGCUUGGACCUCUGACUAUGAACCCGGAUGGGAAUUUGCUGUCUUUCCUAGACUUUCUCUGUCCCCACGGCCCCAUCCGUUCAGUUUUGCCAUUAACCUUUGAGGCUGUGAAGCAGGACCAUGGCUUUAUGCUAUACCGGACCUAUCUGACUUUCACUGUUUUUGAACCAACACCAUUCUGGGUGCCAAAUAAUGGAAUUCAUGACCGUGCCUAUGUGAUGGUGGAUGGGGUAUUCAAGGGUGUCCUGGAACGGAACUUGAAACAGGAACUAUAUUUGACUGGGAAAGUGGGGGCCAAGCUGGAUAUAUUGCUAGAGAAUAUGGGGAGGCUCAGUUUUGGGUCUAACCACAGUGACUUCAAGGGCCUGUUAGAAACACCACUUCUUGGGCAGACACUCCUCACCGAGUGGACUAUGUUCCCUCUCAAGAUUGAUAAGCUUAUAAGGUGGUGGUUCCCCCUGCAGCUGGUCAAAAGAGCACAGCCUCAAGUUUUUUCUGUUCCUGCCUUCUAUUCCACAACAUUUUCAGUGUUAGGCAAACUUGGAGACACGUUUCUGCAUCUAUCUGGAUGGACCAAGGGUCAAGUAUGGAUCAAUGGGUUUAACUUGGGCCGGUACUGGACAAAGCGAGGUCCACAGCAGACCCUAUAUGUGCCAAGACAUCUGCUGCUUAAUAGAUCAAUCAACAAAGUCACAUUGCUGGAGCUAGAAAACAUGCCGCGUGAGCCCACAAUCCAAUUUUUGGAUAAGCCUAUCCUCAAUAGCACUUUGCACUUGGGCUAUACCUAUUUUCUCUCAGAAACACAAAGUUCGUAUGAACCAAUGGAGUUAAGUGGGCACUGAAAGAAAGAUGACCCUUGAAUCUGGGACACAGGGCAAGAUCCUUUGGUGCUGGUCACAGUGGCCAUAAAGAAUCAAAAGCUACAAUCCCACCGAAUGUAAGUACAGAUACAGUUUUCUUGCCAAACUUUAUUGUGAUUAAAAUUCCAAAGACAGUACUG